Messenger RNA from Vigna umbellata (rice bean), 1474 nucleotides. RefSeq lists its product as uncharacterized. Gene Ontology annotation, biological process: signal transduction; negative regulation of DNA-templated transcription. NCBI's taxonomy places the organism in Eukaryota, Viridiplantae, Streptophyta, Magnoliopsida, Fabales, Fabaceae. Gene Ontology annotation, cellular component: nucleus. The record is from RefSeq and is a predicted model, not a curated record.
GCUCCCAUUACGUGUCGCUAACCGCCAUCCCUGCCUUCUCCCCUUCCGUCACGUGUCCCUCCGUUCCCCUGAUCACAUUAAUUCAUUUUUCCGUUUCUUUUCCAAUCCAAUAAAUCGCGAAUCCCACGCCCACCACUCUCUUUUCUCAUGUUACCGAUAACCAUUUUGAAUUUCCUUUCUCAGAAGCCAUGGUUGAAGUUGAAGAGGUAGAACUCGAUUUGGCGCUCUCCAUUGGAGGUUCCUUCAGCAGGCACACCAUCCACACACCACCUCCUCCGGAUUCCAAACCCGACUCCUUCACGCGUCUCGUGGGUGAUCCACACGACAAGCGUGUGAUUCAAGCGCUGCGGAGAAUGGAGGCCAAGAAGAAACGAGAGCAGAAGAGGGAACGCGUUAGAGAGACAGAACCCGAGUGGGAACAGGUUUCUAAGAAGGAGAAAACGGAAUGUGACAAAACCGUUACUGCCUUUGGCCCGUGGAGAACCACCGAACCCUUCCGCGUUCACCAGUUCGCCACGGUCCAGUACUUGCCCUUGAAUACCGGCUUUCCGUUACCGUGCUGGGUCGGAAGCCAGAAGAAUGCAGGUGGAGUUGACGGCGGUAAGGGUUGUGAUAAUAAAACGGAAAAGUCUAACUGCUCUUCUAAGUGCAGCUCUUCUGCGGAUUACCAAAGCUCUUCUCGUGAAGAUGGGGGAAGCAGUGAUAGCCACAGCCAUUCAGUUCAUUCUUUGGCAGAGCAACCCCAUUUGACCACUUCCAAGGAAACAAGCAUAGGAACCCAACCUGAAGAAAGUGCUUCUGCUUCAUCUCACCCUAUGAAAGCCAAACAAGGCAACAAAACGGAAGAAAGAAAGCACAUUGCAAAGGAAGCUCAACCAAAACCAAACCCCUCUUCACCCGAACCUAUGAAAAUCAAGCAAGAAGCUCCCACAAGCCACGAUGCGGUUCUAACAAUGGCAGUUGAGAACAAGUCUCUGUCGAACGAAAACUCAGCCCCCUUGAUGGAGGCGAAAGGUGAGCUGGGAAAGCCUCCGAAGCCUCUCUCUCACACCUCUUUACUCCCUCAAAUGCCUUAUGUGUCUACAAAAGGGAACAAUGGGAAAACUGUUCAUGGGUUUCUAUACAGAUAUAACAAAUCUGAGGUUAGCAUUGUCUGUGUCUGCCAUGGAAGCACAUUUUCACCUGCUGAGUUUGUGCAGCAUGCAGGAGGCACAGACAUCACACACCCUUUGAGGCAUAUCACAGUAAUUCCUUCAGCCUUGGGUUGAUUAAUCUCUUUUUUUUUUUUUAUUUUAGGCCUUUUUCUCAGUUCUAUAUCUAAUAGCGUGUUUGAAAAUGUUCAGAUGUUUAGAGAUUGAAGUUAUAUCAUUAGCUGGAACAAACAACACUCUAGGAGAACUGGGGAAGAAUUUGAUUCAUCUGACUUAUGUUAUGUUACCUUUAGGCUGAGUAUGUAUUUUUGUUUCCUGUUUUA